AUGUCCAACCUAUUUUCAGGGAUUAGUGGCCGCUUCCGAGGCGGUGGUAAGAACAACGGCACCAAAGCCCCGGGAGGCCAAAAUGGAGCAUCGCCAACAUCACCUACAGGCCCUCCUCAAGCCCCCUCUCAAGCCUCCUCUCAAGCCACUUCGCAAGCAGGCUCGCAAACUGCCUCUCAGGCCAGCUCUUCCUCUGCCAGCCUGGCACCGAGAGUACCGCCGCUCCCGAACUCACCUUCUCUAUCGCAGACCCUUUCUUUGAAUGACUCCACUGCCAGUCUUCCCAAUGGAGACCCACUUGCAGUGUACAAUCUUCAUCGUCCUUUGCCAUUGUGGCUCAAUAAUGCCUACGCGCAGCACAUCGUCAAAGGCAAUUUCAUGACCCUAUCAGCUCGCCCGAAGACCGUAGAGCAAGGCGAGUGGAUUGCUCACCAAGUCGUUGAGCAUUACCGCAACCUGUGGAAUUUCGUCCGCGUCGUCCAUGACAAAGAGGAGAAUGGAACUUCGAUUUGCAAUUCCCAAACUUGCCCCCGCAUGUCUGCUAGCGCAAACCACUCUUUCACUUGGUUGAACUCGCGCAAGGAGCCUGUUGAGGUCCCUGCUCAUGAAUAUAUCUCGCUCAUGCAGCGUUGGAUUUCUGGCAAGAUCGAUAACACCAACAUCUUCCCAACUGAUCCGGCUGGCGUUUCAUUUGCACAUAACACGGCCGCCCCCGAGAUUUCAAGCGCGACCUAUGCAUCGGGCGGUCUCAACACUCCUGGCUCAAACACGCCUAUCCCAGCUGGCCCGACUACUUUGAACGUCUCUCUUUCUCAACUCGCUGGCCAGGGCGAUUGGAUUGGCAAGAGCAGUGGUUUCCCACCUGAAUUUGUUGAGGUCUGCCAAACUAUCUUCCGACAAAUGUUCCGUGUCUACGCUCAUCUCUAUUGGGCCCAUUUCGUCGAUCCUUACUAUCAUCUCAAUCUCGAAAAGAGCAUGAACAGUUGCUUCAGUCAUUUUGUUCUUACGGCCACGGAGAUUGACAUGUUGAAACCUAACGAACUGGAGCCAAUGCAACCCUUGAUCGACCUUUGGGCGGCCAAUGGAACAUUCCCAAAGACUUCAAAAGCAUACGGCUUCGCCAAUAUUCGAGCGGGAGAGCGUCUUCUUCAGCUUGCUGGAGUCACUCAGUGA
Molecule: messenger RNA, 1173 nt
Organism: Amorphotheca resinae ATCC 22711
Lineage: Eukaryota; Fungi; Ascomycota; Leotiomycetes; Helotiales; Amorphothecaceae
Exons: 4
Coding region: 1-1173 (390 amino acids)
Biological process (GO): positive regulation of protein phosphorylation; cell division; signal transduction
Cellular component (GO): cytoplasm; nucleus
Molecular function (GO): protein kinase activator activity
Source: RefSeq, a predicted model, not a curated record